GCGGGUAAUGUAGUUAGUGAGAGAUAGAGAGAUAGAUAGAAACUCUUCUUUUCGAUUUGGCUAACAUCGGAAAGUUGCGUAAGAAAGAGACGGUUCUUUCUUUCCAAUUACAUUUUGACCCCCAUUUCUCUCUCUCACUCUCUCUCUCACUCUCUCUCUCUCUCUUUAAUUUUGAUCACUUCGAACCUCUACACAGAAACGGGAAUCUAGCUAGCUCUCCCUAUUAAGAGCUGCAACAAACAAAGAAAGAAAGAAGGAGGAGAGAUGUUCAUUUAUGAAUGCUUGAAAAAGAAAAGUGUGGGUGGUGGUUUUGGUGGGGUCUAGAGAGAAGAAGAAGAAAGAAAAUAAAACUCCAUUCUUUCUUCAGAGAAAGACUCCUUUUUUAAUCUCCAAUUCUCUUUUGGUCGAAGGAUUUCUAUUUCGCCGUUUAACAAUUACUUUGUACCAACCCCAUAUAGGAGAGAUACAAUAGAUAUAAAUACUUCAUACCUACCCCUGAUCGACCUCUCUCUCUUCUUCUUUCCUUCCCCGGUCGUCGUCGUCGAGAAAUGUGGGAUCUAAACGACUGCCCCGAUCAGAUUCUACCCGUCAACGGAAAACAUCCCGGAUCUGUCUCUAAUUCCAGUUCCGACGACGAAGAACCCGCCAUAUUCGGUUUCCCAGUCCCCCAACCCGACCACCAAAUCGUUUCCCCUGUUGUUACACGACAGUUUUUCCCUGAGGUUGGAACGUUUUGUGCCACCGACGACGCCACCGCUGCUGCUUCGGCGGCGGCGGAGGUCGGUUAUCCUCGGGCGGCGCACUGGGUCGGGGUUAAAUUCUACCAAUCAGAACUCCCCGGCACCGGGAAGACUGUUGAAAUCGGCGGUCAACCCUUGAAGAAGAGCCGCCGUGGACCUAGGUCCAGGAGCUCUCAGUACAGAGGAGUCACUUUUUACCGGCGAACAGGCCGAUGGGAAUCUCAUAUAUGGGAUUGUGGGAAACAAGUUUAUCUUGGAGGAUUUGACACUGCACAUGCUGCUGCUAGGGCGUAUGAUAGGGCAGCUAUUAAAUUUCGUGGUCUGGAAGCUGACAUUAAUUUCACACUACAAGACUAUGAAGAUGACAUGAAACAGAUGGGUAACUUAACAAAGGAGGAAUUUGUGCAUGUUUUGAGGAGGCAGAGCACUGGUUUCCCCAGAGGAAGCUCUAAAUAUAGGGGUGUAACCCUUCACAAAUGUGGCAGAUGGGAAGCAAGAAUGGGUCAAUUUUUGGGGAAAAAAUAUGUCUACUUGGGUCUUUUUGAUACUGAAAUUGAAGCUGCCAGGGCUUAUGAUAAAGCUGCACUUAAAUGCAAUGGAAAGGAUUCUGUCACCAAUUUCGAUCCCAGCAGCUAUGAUGAUGAAAUUAAACCUUCUGAAUCUGGGGGAGCUAUUAAUAAUGGUUCAUCUCACAAUCUGGAUUUAAGCUUGGGUGGUUCUUCGGGUUCGAACCAGCAGGAAACUAACUCGGAUUUCGGUCCUUAUUCUUUGGUUCUUGAUCCCAGGCCCAAGGAGAAAUCCCAGACUGCCAUACGCCAAACUUAUGUUGGCCAAUCUCCAUGCAUGUUUCCAAGAUCAUCAGCUGGUGAAAUGGUCCAUAGAUAUGGCAACUCAAGUUAUCAAUUUCCGGUUGGCGGCAAUGGGCUUUCUCUCUCGACAGGAGGCGGAGGAGAGAAACAUCACGGUGGUGGUGGUGGAGAUCAUCUUCGUCUUCAUCAUGAUCAUGAUCAUGAUCAUUAUCCAGUACAUUAUAACCAGCAACAACAACAGCAAUAUUGGCAACUGAGUCAUCAUCCUCCUCCUCUUCCACCUCAAUUGCUUGCAACAGGCGCAGCAUCAUCAGGAUUCCCACAACCGAUCAUCUUCCCCACCUCCGGCUCCGGCGCCGGCACAAGCACAGCCACCGUCCCUGGUAGGACACCAUACAGUUGGAACUUGGCUAAAUAACAAUUAAUGGCUUCCAACCGCUCAUGAUCAGAUGAGAUAUAGUAGAUAACAUUAAUUAAUUUUAAAAUAGUAAUUUCAUGAUUUGCUUUCAUAAUUAUUAUUAUUAUUAUUAUUUUUGGGUUGUUGGAGGAUUCAUCUGUUGAGGUCUAAUCUCUCAUUUGACAAGAUCGUGGCAAUUAGUGCUAUCUUUCUCCUCAGUCACACAAUUGUCGGUUGGUGUUUGUAUUAUAUAUGUCAAAACAAAACUGUGAACAUCUUUCAUUAUUCAUGUAUGUGAUCUAAUGAUAUCCAUUUUAUUUGAUUUCUAAAAAAUAACAUAUUUUAUCUUUA
Messenger RNA from Impatiens glandulifera, 2297 nucleotides. RefSeq names its product AP2-like ethylene-responsive transcription factor TOE3. The transcript has 10 exons. Bases 549 to 1967 code for a protein of 472 amino acids. NCBI's taxonomy places the organism in Eukaryota, Viridiplantae, Streptophyta, Magnoliopsida, Ericales, Balsaminaceae. Gene Ontology annotation, molecular function: DNA binding; DNA-binding transcription factor activity. Gene Ontology annotation, biological process: regulation of DNA-templated transcription. The record is from RefSeq and is a predicted model, not a curated record.